Messenger RNA from Nasonia vitripennis (jewel wasp), 2599 nucleotides. RefSeq lists its product as uncharacterized. NCBI's taxonomy places the organism in Eukaryota, Metazoa, Arthropoda, Insecta, Hymenoptera, Pteromalidae. The record is from RefSeq and is a predicted model, not a curated record. The transcript has 5 exons. Bases 262 to 1029 code for a protein of 255 amino acids.
UACUUCAUUGACUCUGAUCGCGCCAAAUUCGAAUUUUUCGAUGAGAAUAAUUUUUAUAUAAUUGACAAUCGGAUUGUCAAUUAGCUCCAUAAAAAACAUGGACGGAUAAACAAAUUUCGCUCAUCAAAAUUUUAAAGUACACAACGUUUCGGCGCACAAAUUCAAAAUGUCUUGAAAUAAAAGUUAACAAAAAUGAUAAUAUUGUUCUGGCCGCUAAAUUUUGAUGUAUUUGAACAACGCAAAAAUUAAAAUAUUAAUACAAUGUCACUACCACCGCUUUUUGAUAAAGGCUUCCCCAACUACAUCAAAGAGACCUAUGGCAAUGUUGAUGUGUUUUGGUACCAAGCAGAAUUUACACAGAGCCGUUAUCCACCUGGUCAAGAAGUUAGUGAAGCAUGUACAUUGAUUUGUCUGUUGGUGGCUCAACGUAUAAGUCAAUUGGGAUUACAAGUUUUGGAUGUUGAUUCCACUCCAGAAUUCAAUGUUGUCAUAGCUGAAGCUAUAAUAGAAGGCAAUGACAUUCAUUCUUACAUUGUUAAAAAUAAACUUAUUCCUCAUCCUUAUCUGAAUACAGAAGAGGCACUGACUUUUGGGGGCAAAAAACUUAGUAUGCUGAAGGAAUGGAAUUUCCAAGUUUUCCGUGAGAAUCUUGAUACCACUUUGUACAGAAACAUCAAGUCUUUCUUGUGUGAGUGGUAUAUCAAUCCUGAGUCACCCAAUUUGUUUAUGCUUCUCAUAACUUGCGGCAGAACAAUACUUUUCAUAUUCCAACAGAAAACUAAAAAGGUGAUUUUGUUUGAUUCUCAUGGACACAAUAGUGCAAGAUACUCAAACAAAGGAUUGGUGGUGGCUCAAUCACCUAUUACAAGUUUGGAGGAGCUCUGCAGAUGGUAUGUAAGGGAGGUAAUACAUAAUUGUUAUGAACUAGAAGCUGAUCAGUAUGAACUGGCUUGUUUGUAUCAUCAGCAAUCUCGAAGAUCCAUUAGUAGUUGUUAUGAGUGCAAAUGUAGUGCAUCCAACAAUAGAUAGCCCUUUGCCGUGCAUUCAGAAAUUAAUCAUUUGAUGUUUAGAACUAUUUUUAUUAUAUUAUACCAAAAAUACAAAAAAAUCGAAUUUCAUUUAAAGUAUAAUAAAAAAUUGUAAAUAAAUGUGAAACUUCUAAACGUUUCUUUCUCUUUUAAGAUUAAAAUAAUAGAAAUUAAUUUUGUCUAUAAAAAACGUAAAUAAUUAGUCUAAGUAAUGAUCACACAAAUAUCACUGAAAUGUAGUACUUUAUUAGAACCAGUUAUACUGAACUAUUUAUUUCAGAUUAAUGUAACGACACGACUAUUUACAUUAUUUACAACCAUCACGGCUUUAGAAACCUUACUUGUAUUAAAAACAAUGUCAAAACAAAAUUUGUUUCAAGAAGCCUUCUUAUAACUGAAUAAAACAAACACUCUUUCCUCUUAUAAAUUUGCUUCAACAUUUUUGCCCAUUAUAACCAAAACCUCUUAAUUCUUUUCUUCUUGAUAAUAAGUAGCUUGUAAUAUCUAAACUUAAUCUAAAGCAGCAUUCCGUUUUCUUAGUUUUAAAUUGAAUAUCAACUGAGUAAUCAUUCCUUUUAACCUUUUAAAUAGUCAGUGAUUCAAAUUGAAAUGUUUGUUUGAAAUUGUUAAACUGUGUUGCUCUUUCUCUUUCUCUUUCAUAUUUGUUUUCAUUUCAUGUUAUAUUCAGAGUAGCAAACAGACGAUUUCACAGAAAAUGCAAAUAUUUAUCAUAAAACACGAAAAUACCAUACACUAGGAAAUUACACGAAGAACAUUGCAUGUUUAUACAUAUACAGUAUCUGACAUUCUGUAGAUUAAAGUCACAAAUGCAAAGAUGAAAAAAAAUUCUAACUUUUUUAUCUUUCUCUACAAAUUGUUUUAAUCACAGCCAGUGUGUAUGUAUGCUGUUUGUUAUAUUGACAUGUAAAAUUUUGGAUUUACUUAGAUUAAAUUAUUGAAGAUACAAAAAAGAAUUUCUACCAUAAAAUCGCAAACAUUGUUCUUAGUAAUUUUUUUGAAUUUAUGUUCUUUGCUCCUGAAAAUACUGUUAGAUAUUAUUUAACGCAUACUAUUAGAAGAUGUUCGCAAUAUUAUAUUAUCUUAAUAUUAAAACAAAUCGAUUUUCAUAAAUAAAAAAUGAAUAUCUUAAUAUAGAUUUCUCUGAUAUAGCUUUUUUGAAUUUUUGACAAAAACUUGGUAUGUAUAUGAUUUAACGUCGAAAAAAUAAGCAAAUAGUUUUUACUGGCUAUUGCGAUAUCAAGCAGAACAGCAUAGAAUUGAGUGGUAAUAAAGUUUCGAAAAACACAUUUCAUCUCACUUUCUUAUAACUUUCGCACGUAUAUAUUUUUUACAAGAGACUGCACCGCUCGUGCAGGAAUAGUUCGCUUCCAUUAGGUUAAUGAAUUUUUGUUCUUUAGUAAAAAGAAAAAUGUUCACCAAUGGCUAUCUACACACGUGAACCUGUCUCUGCACACCUCUGUUGUCUCGCGAUAAUUAUGUGUCAAGUAGAGUGUACCUUAUAUGCAUGUGUGAUAUAGAGAAAGAGUUAGUGAGAAACGUGAAUUUGAAUC